AUGGAUGGAGGACAGACAGGAGCAUCUGAGUGGAAACUAGCCUACUGUAGAAACAAAGGCGACGGCGCUACUGGUGCUCAGAAGAGGGUUGGCUACUGGCUACUCCGAGCGUCUGUUUUGCUCAGCCUCGUGGAACUUCAGCUAGACUUGGAGGUCUCCUCCCCACUCAGACUGCUGAACUACAGCAAGAAGGAUCUGGCGGUGGAAUCGCUGCACUUGCAGCUCCACAAGCUCCUCUUGGUACGCGAGGUGCGAGCGCUGGGGACUCAUCGCUUUCCCGCCACGCGGGUGGCCGCUUGGUUAGUCCAGGAGGGCGAAGCUGCGGCCGCGCCGGCGCCGUCCGCUUCAGGCGCCGCUGGAGGCGGGAACAGCCUCCGAGAGGAGGCUAGUGAGUCCCCCUCCUCUGGCCCGGGGCAAUGCCUGCGGCGAAGCAACGACGAAUUCGAAGCAGAAGCCAACGUCUCUGCCUCUGGAGACGGAAACAAAUGCCCCAGUCGAACAGAGAAUGUAGACUUAAAAGUGAACCAGGACUUUUUGGAACACUGUUUGUUACCCAAGGAAGAUGAAGACUCAGAAUCUCAAGAGGAGGAAGAUACAGAGAGUGAUAAAAGUGACCAAGAUGAUUGGAAAGAGAGGGCGAGUCCUGUUUCCAACUGUUUGGAUCACAGCAGCCUUACUGAUUCUUUCCUCCCACUGGAAGGUUACUUUCCACUGCCAACAUUACUGACUGGAAACACACUGGAAGAACGCUUCUUGGGAAAUAGUGUAUCUGUUAGCAACGACAGAGGGGUGAACUUGUUGAACUUUCACAAUACUGUUAAUUUGACUCAGGCUAUUAGCCAUGAUGUUAGCCUUCACGAUGCUACGAUGACGGAAUCAGACCACACUGUUACAGGAAAUGCAGAGAGGAAUUUGGAGAUAUUGGAGACUUUGUCAUUAACAGAUUCUCACACAGCACUAAUAAAUGGCACCAACAUGCUAGAGGUAUUUGCAUCUGGCAAUUGUUGUAGGAACCUUACAAAUCAGGAUUUUUUCUUGGGCCUAGAUGGAAAUAGGUUUGAUGAAAUAAGACUCACAUCAUUAGCUAUGGAGGAAAAUUUUGAUUCUGUGGAAGCUUCCUGUCUUUUUGAAGAACAAGAUUCUGAUUCUGGACUGUCUUUAGAUUUAAAUCACAGCAGCUCAUCAUUUGUUUUUACCUGCGAUAGUGAUGCUGAAUCUGCCACCUGUGAUGUUUUAGGAGGUUGCUGUUUAGGAUAUAGCGAAUAUUUCCACACAGAUUAUGACCUUAGUGCAGAAUCAUUUGUAAAUGUGCUUCAUGAUCAUACGUACAGUCAGAUCCCACAUCAUUUGGCAUCCUCUGUAUUGGAGCAUUACCUCACACAGCCCGAGAAAUCCAGUAAAGCCAGAAGUAGAAAUGAAGAUAACAAAGACAGAAACCAAAGCCGUGAUGAAUACAGUGCAAAAGUCCUGAGAAUUCCACUCUCUGUAAAUGAUAUUGUGACCCUCCCUGUUGAUUCCUUUAACAGCAUGUUAUCAAAAUACUACUUGACAGAUAAUCAGCUAUCACUCAUUCGUGACAUAAGGCGGAGAGGAAAAAAUAAAGUUGCUGCUCAAAACUGCCGUAAACGUAAACUAGAUGCAAUUAUGAACCUUGAAGAUGAUGUGUGUCACCUUCAAGCAAAAAAGGAAAGGCUUAAGGAGGAAAAAGCCCAGUGUAAUAGAUCAAUUAGCAAUAUAAAACAAAAACUAAAUAAUCUUUAUUGUGACAUUUUUAGUAGAUUAAGAGAUGAUCAAGGAAGACCUGUUAACCCAAACCAAUACACUCUACAUUGUUGUGAAAAUGGCAGUGUUCUGGUUGUACCGGGAAAAGCCAUCAAACUUAAACAAGAUAACAAAAUUUUUAAAAUGACAGCCAUAGACUAAAAAAACUUAAGCUAUAGUAAUGGAAGUGUCACAAUUUUUUUUAAAAAAAACCCACCCAUUUAUAAAUUAGUUUACACAGGAGCAAAUAAACUAUAGUAAGGAUCUACUUCGUUCACCCACAUUAUCAAAAUUAUGACUUCUAUACCAUGAAAUUUCCAAACUGCACCACUUAAGUAUUUCACUCUGUGGAUUUCCUUUUAAUCCAAUCUAGACUGUAUUCUCAAAUAUUACAUCUUUACAAAUGUAUACAUAGGACUGUGAACACAAUGCCUUAUAAAAUAAAUGUCUGGCCAAAGAUUUUUCUCCAUCUGAAUAAUUUAUGGAUUAAACCAAUUUUUGUAUUUUAUUCAGGUUUCUGCUAAUUAUGGGACUGUUAUGCUGAGCUCUAGUUUAAGCCAUGUCUCUUGACCACAAGAUAUCCUCCUGUCCAUGGCUUCACUGUUUUACUCAUAUUCUUUUAUAAAUAGAGACAAUAGUUUAAAUACUGAAAGUGGCAUUGUUGUCUUUGAACACAUUUGUAUUCCAUUGCCACUUUUGGUCAAACAGGUUUUUGAAACACUGUACUAACCAGCUAGUCUGGUUUGAGAAAAUAGAUUUGAAUGUACACGCCAUAAAGAAGUGUUUCAACAGCUUCAGCCCCAGCCUCUCUCGGCAUCAAAGUCUGACUUUAAAUGCUUAGGUUUGGGGGAUAUUGACUCUUCAAUCCUAUUGUCUCAGAAAUAAAUCCCAAUGUGUUCAAAAGGGCUUAUUCCCUAGAAAGUAUGUUUAGGAUUAGUCUGAUUUGUGUCCAGUACCAAAUGUUGUACAGUGUUUUGGAGAACAAAUACAGCCCUAGGAAUGCAUUAAAGCAGAAAGUAAAUUUAGCAGCCAAAAAAAGGUAAAGGUGUCCCCGCACUUGUAGUGAGUCUCGUUUCCGACUCUUAGGGUGACAUCUUGUGACAUUUACUAGGCAGACCAUAUAUAUGGGGUGGGAUUGCCAAUUCUGUCCCCGGCCUUUCUUUACACCCCCCCCCCCCAAGCAUAUGCCAGGUACUCAUUUUACCGACCACAGAUGGAUAGAAGGCUGAGUGGACCUCGACUCCUUUUACCGGAGAUUCCACUUCCUCCUUUCAUUGGAAUCGAACUCUGGCCAUGAGCAGCUUUGGCUGCAUUACUGCCGCUUACCACUCUGUUUAGCAGCCUAAAUAGCAGUAUUUCAUUGUCAUGAAAUGAAAAAUGAAUUCCCCAACAGUCCUGAUCACUAAACAUAACUACUGAAAUGCAAGUAGAGCUUGCACUUUAGUUUUAAUGAACACCUGUUUGCACAAAAAUGACCAAAAUUAUUUAAAGUUGAGAUUUUAUAUUUGUCUUUCCCCCCCUUGCUUACUGUUAUUAUUGCAUAUUUCUGAUACUACUGCAAUUAUUUCACUUUUUGGAGGAAGAUGCCUGAGGUCCUACAUUACAACCAGCCAUGUAUUAAUAUAGUAAUGGAGAUCAAUUGGAAGAACUAUACUCGACUAAAGGAUAUGUAGCCAAGUAAAAAAUCCCAAAUAUUACGGUAGGGCCCCACUUUCCGGCGUUCCGCUAAUGCGGCGGCUUUCAUUCCCCGUUUUUGCGGCAUUUUUGCACAAUGAGCCCUAUCAUACUCAAUGGGGUUCCGCUUUAGUGAUUUCCGCUUUAUGGCGGGGGUCUGAAAUGGAACCUGCCGUAUAACCAGGGCCCGCCUGUAUCCUGCAGGACUAAAAUGUUUGUGGAAGGUUUUUCCUAGUUACCUUAAACAAAACUGAAGUCCCCGUGAACCAUCUUUGAGUAUCAAUGCCAUAGUUUAAAAAGAGUUCAAACUGGCACUUUGCUAUUCUCACACUAUGUACCUUUAAGCACGGAGUGGGCUGGGGACAAAAUACCAUCCACUCUAAAGCUAAAGGACAGUCUUUACACUGCAGCAUUUUCAAAUAAUUGAGUUUCCAAUUUGUCCAGCAUAAGAUGGCAGCAGAGCUGUCUAGCAGGAACACAUUUGUCUGGCAUCCAAAGGACUUGUGCAGUGUGGCAUUUUAUGCAGUAUGAGCUGUAAUGGAGAAAAAUCAGCAAACUUCUCCCUUCUGUAUUCUGUUCAUGUGCAGAUCGCAGUGAAAUAUUUUACAAUUUGCUUGAAGCCAUUCCUGACUACGCUUCUUCCAGCCUAUUAAAGAUCACACAAACUUGUAACACAAAAAACACUCCUGCAUGUGUAAAUCCCUUUGAUCAACCACAAAGAACUUAUUUGAAGCCUCUGGGAACUUGUGCAUUUAAAGGGAACACGCACUUGAUUAAAGAUAUUCCUCAACCUUCCACGUAUCUUCCAGAUUUGUUUCCUCUGAACAAGAAAACAAUCACUGACUUUGCAAGCAUCUUCUGCAAUGGUACUACCAACAGGACGACAGGAAUUGGCUGAAUUCCUGGAGUUUAUGCGAGGGAGAGGAUGCAUUAAGUUCUAAUUCACCAUAAAAUGAGUAGUCUUCCCUAAAACAAUACUCAUUGCUUGCACGAACUUGUGGAUAUUCACAUCUGAUGUAGGACCUGACAAAUAAUAUCCAGCAGUAGUCAUACUCCUAUUAACUCCACAAAAAUGUUACUGAAGUCCAUUUCAAUGGGUCUAAUUUGAGUAUGGGUACCAUUGGAUGUCACCUGGUAUCUGUAGCUUGGCAAAAGACCAGAUGUUUCUGUAUUUUAAACAGGUUCCAUUUAUUAAUUUUACCCAUAUGCAACAGGAGGUAUAAAAUGUACCCAUUAUUUGCUUUCAAAUUCCCCUUUUGUUGCUUUUUAUCUUCAGAAUCCACUAUACCCUUUGUAUAAACUGAUCUUGAAUUUUAAAUAUUUACAUGUACAUCUGCCUUAUAAAGCAUUCCAGAGUAAUUAGUGGCAUACACCUGGGAGCGUAGGCCCAGAAUAAAAACUUUCUAUGAAAGGCAAACCUUGUACCUCUGUAUUGCAUUCAAUUCAA
Messenger RNA from Rhineura floridana, 4882 nucleotides. It is a transcript of the gene NFE2L3, whose product is annotated as NFE2 like bZIP transcription factor 3. Bases 1 to 1923 code for a protein of 640 amino acids. Gene Ontology annotation, molecular function: RNA polymerase II cis-regulatory region sequence-specific DNA binding; DNA-binding transcription factor activity, RNA polymerase II-specific. The transcript has 5 exons. Gene Ontology annotation, cellular component: nucleus. Gene Ontology annotation, biological process: regulation of transcription by RNA polymerase II. The record is from RefSeq and is a predicted model, not a curated record. NCBI's taxonomy places the organism in Eukaryota, Metazoa, Chordata, Lepidosauria, Squamata, Rhineuridae.